AUGUCUAUUUCACUCAUUGACAUGGGAUUCAACCACAAUAUUACUUUAAUAAUAUUUUUACUACUAAUUAAGUUAUCUUUUCAUGAGGCAUCUACAAUUAGAAAUAAAAGACAAUGUCCAUGCCAAAUUCAAUCAACUCCUAAAUGUAUUUGUACACCAGUACAAUCAACAACUUAUUCAGUAACUCCAAUUAAAAUGUCAUGUACCUGUACACAACAAACAACACAAUCAUGUUCUUGUGAAUCAUCUACUUCUACAACUUCAAGACCAAUUACUAUUAUUUCACAAUCUCCAUUAUCAAGUACUUCCUCAUGUAUGCCUAUUUGUCAAAAUACUUGUAUUAAUAAAUGUAGUCAGAAAGCCUCAUAUAAUCAAUGUCAAAAUAUAUGUUCAAAUUCAUGUCAAACAUCUUGUACACAAUAUUCACCAUCAACAUCUAAAACAUGUUCAUCAGGAAAUUGUGAUAAACAAACAAUUUUAAUUAAUAUAGAAACACUUGAGGCACAAUGUAAUAAUCAAUGUAUUAGUAAAAAUAAAUGUUCUACUCAAGAUUCAAAUUGUCAAAAUGCAUGUAAAGAAACAUGUUCAUGUCAGGCACAAUGUCAAGAAGUUUGUACUCAAGCAAAUCAACCUAAAUCACAAUGUGCUACUGGAUGUGUUUCAGCAUGUUCUUCAACAUCUACCUCAACACCAAUUGUAAUAAAUAUUGAAUUAUCAGAAGCUUCUAAGACACAAUGUCUUGAUACUUGUGGAAGUACUUGUAAUACAAAUUGUGUUUCAAAAACACAAAAUGUUGAAUCAUGUAAAAAUGCUUGUAAUAAUAGUUGUCAAACUUCAUGUAUAAAUUAUAAUGAAAUUCAACAAACAACUACAACAACACAAAAACCAAUAAUAUGUCUUGAAGUAUGUAUGCCAACAUGUAGUCCAUCAUGUUUAGCUAGUAAUGAAGUUAUCCAACAACUUUCUGCUACCGUAAAACCAACAUCUUAUUAUGAUCAAUGUAAUCAAAAUUGUAAUACACAAUGUAUUCAAAAUCAAAUGCCACAAGAUCAAUGUACUUCAUCAUGUAAAGAAGUAUGUAUAUGUCAAGAUCAAUGUAAUACGGGAUGUUUACCAACUAGUAAUCAACAAACAUGUACUGCUACAUGUGAAGCUGUCUGCCAACCACAAAUAAUUGUUCAACCAAUACCAGUAGCAACAACAACAUCAUGUCAAAAUAGUUGUGAAGCUACUUGUCCUCCAACAACUUCACAAGAACAAUGUUCAUCUAAUUGUCAAAAUACAUGUUGUAAAUCAGAAUGUCAAAAUAGUUGUAUGGCUCAACAAACAAAAUCAAUUAGUAAUUGUGAUAGUUUAUGUGAUUCUGCAUGUACACCAAUAAUAAAAACUAACAUUGUUAUACAACCACCAUUAUUAACAACAACACAAAAACCUCAAAAUACAGAUAAUUGUAAUAAUCAAUGUCUUAUUAGUUGUGAAUCUUCAUCUAUACCAGCUAAUCAAUGUAAUAAUACUUGUAAUCAAGUAUGUACUUGUCAAGAUCAAUGUAAUAAUGCUUGUGUUUCUCAAAAUCAUGAUUCUAGACAAUGUUAUGUAUCAUGUCAAACACUUUGUACUCCAACAUCUAUUCAAACUGGUGCAUCUUCUAAUAAUAUACAAUAUCAACAAAAUACUCAACAAUUAGCAGAACCUAAUAGUAAUAGUUGUAUAUCACAAUGUCAAAAUACAUGUGUUACAACAACAAACCCAUCUGAAUGUAACAAAAAUUGUGAACCUAUUUGUAUAUGCCAAGAUCAAUGUACAGCAUCAUGUGUUUCACAAAAACAACCAAUUGGACAAUGUAAAUCAGCAUGUAAUAAUGUAUGUACUGCAGCAGCAACAACAACUCAAUCAUAUGAAAUAAGUAUUGAAGCAACAAAUAAUAAUUGUCAACAACAAUGUACUAGUCAAUGCCAAGCAAUAGAUCCAACAAAUACUAAAUGUGAUAGUGGAUGUCAAGCAGCUUGUAGUGAUAACACAAUAUCACAAAACACAGCUUCACCAUCAAUUAUAAAUUGUCUUAAAUCUCAAAAUACUGGUUGUAACUGUCCAACAGGUUAUGACCCAUGUUCAAAUCAAACACAAUGUUGUUUGAGAAAAUGA
Molecule: messenger RNA, 2142 nt
Organism: Strongyloides ratti
Lineage: Eukaryota; Metazoa; Nematoda; Chromadorea; Rhabditida; Strongyloididae
Exons: 2
Coding region: 1-2142 (713 amino acids)
Source: RefSeq, a predicted model, not a curated record